This is a messenger RNA of Schizophyllum commune H4-8, 216 nucleotides long. RefSeq lists its product as uncharacterized. The transcript has a single exon. The record is from RefSeq and is a predicted model, not a curated record. NCBI's taxonomy places the organism in Eukaryota, Fungi, Basidiomycota, Agaricomycetes, Agaricales, Schizophyllaceae. The annotation marks the transcript as partial.
UACUUCUUCACGCAAAUACCACAUCCGAUGCACAAGAACUCGGAGAUGAACGCGAUUUUGUCCGAAGGUUUGACCUCAAUACAUAGCUUGCCUGUUGCACAUGAGCCUUGGGGAAUCAGCGCGGGAGGGGAACAAGAUCCUCACCCAUCUUCACGACAGGACAUGACUGCAGGCGCCGUCAGCGACGGCGGGCACGCGAUGCAGCGGGGGUGCUGA